This is a messenger RNA of Mugil cephalus (flathead mullet), 1616 nucleotides long. It is a transcript of the gene tagln, whose product is annotated as transgelin. The coding region runs from base 179 to 796 and encodes 205 amino acids. The record is from RefSeq and is a predicted model, not a curated record. NCBI's taxonomy places the organism in Eukaryota, Metazoa, Chordata, Actinopteri, Mugiliformes, Mugilidae. Gene Ontology annotation, molecular function: protein binding. The transcript is spliced from 6 exons.
GUCAUCUUGCCCCAUUUGCUCCUUUUAAGCCGGCGUUUUUGGGAGGGAGGUCCCUGCGAGGCAUAUACAAACACUCAGUCAAGCAUCCCCACUCACCCCACACACUGCACCGGUGGCCAGCAGAGAACUCACCUAUUCCUUCACACAGAACAGGAAGUUGACGUGACCUGACAUCAAGAUGGCAACAAAGGCACCAGUUGGCAUGGCUAACAAAGGUCCAUCCUACGGCAUGAGCCGGCAGGUCCAGGAUAAGAUCGACAGCAAGUACGACCCUGAGCUGGAGCAGAUCCUGGUGGAGUGGAUCAACCGUCAGUGUGGCUCUGGAGUGGGAAGGCCGGAGCCUGGCAAACUGGGCUUCCAGGCCUGGCUGAAGGAUGGAUGCAUUCUGAGUGAGCUAAUCAACACCCUGUUCCCCGGAGACAAACCAGUGAAGAAGAUCCAGAGCUCGCCCAUGGCCUUCAAGCAGAUGGAGCAGAUUGCCCAGUUUCUCAACGCUGCAGAGAAGUAUGGGGUCACCAAGACUGACAUGUUCCAGACUGUGGACCUGUGGGAAGGUAAGGACCUGGCAGCAGUGCAGAGAACCCUGUCAGCCCUGGGCAGCUUGGCCAUCACCAAGGAGGAAGGCACAUACAAUGGAGACCCUAACUGGUUCUUCAAGAAAGCACAGGAGAACAAGCGAGAGUUCAGCGAUGACCAGAUAAAGGCGGGCAAAAAUGUGAUUGGGUUACAGAUGGGCUCCAACAAGGGAGCCAGCCAGGAGGGCAUGAGCUAUGGAAGACCCAGACAGAUCAUGUAAAAUCACUGAGCCACCAGUAUCCGAAACCUCUUCAGCUGCCCCUUCCACCCAAAGCCCGGGAUGCCCCUUAAACCUGCUUGGAGCCUGUAAAUGUUUAACUGGUCCACUACAUCUCCCCUCUUUGCUUUAGAAAUUAGGAGUUUCCCAAGAGCUAAAUUCCCUCUCAAGUCUUAACACUUGCCUUUAACCCCUUCUUUACCUGCUUGUACCGGUACUUAUCGCAGAGCUCACCAUGCUUUGUCUUCCGCCUGCAGUUACGACCAGUUCUAACUGAUUGUUUGAGUUAUCGUAAAAAUGACCAAAGAGUUGCAAUGGAGGUAAACCAAAUCAGAGAGAUCACAUACCGAAAGUUGAUAUAUACUUUUAUUUUACCAAAGUUUAAGAAACCACUCUCAUUGACACCAGCAAUUGAUCACAGUCAUCUCUGAUGCAUGACAGAUGAAAUACUUACAUCUGUUUCCUAGAUUUCAGAAAUGAAUACUGGGCUUAAAUUUUGUUUACACAAGUUGCAGAAGUGACAUUCUUUCCAAAUUGACAAGCACAGCUACUGUGUACCAACAGUUUUUUCUGUUUACUAUGACAUUGUUCAGCAUCUACCACUUCCCACAGUGCUAUGCCUGCUGUAUCAGCGCCAAUAUUUUUGUACAUUGUCUUAUUAAAUGAUGACUUUGAAUUACACAUCUGAAAUGACUUCGUGAUUAUGGGUAUGUGAGUGUUUCGGUUUGGUCAUGUUGAGAAACGAGAAGGUUAAAGAUAAGUAGCCGAAGUCCUGAACAAUGAAGAUGUGAAUAAAAUGAUGGAUGACCAUCACGCAAAAUCA